UGGAUUGCUGUUGGGGCAUCCAUUUAGGACCCGGGUUAGCCCAGAAGCUGCCAAACACUUGGAUUCCUCUUGGGACUGUGGUGACUUGUGGAUAGCAGGCGUGCUCUGCUGAUUCAUUUUCAUCACUGUCAACAUGGUGAUCAAAGUCUUUGUAGCCACAUCUUCGGGGUCUACAGCGAUUAAAAAGAAACAGCAAGAAGUAGUGGGCUUUUUAGAGGCCAACAAGAUUGACUUUCAGCAAAUGGACAUAGCAGGUGAUGAAGACAAUAGGAAAUGGAUGAGAGAGAAUGUCCCAGGUGAAAAAAAGCCUCAAAAUGGAAUUCCCCUCCCUCCACAGAUCUUCAAUGAGGAGCGGUACUGUGGG
This is a messenger RNA of Pterocles gutturalis (yellow-throated sandgrouse), 364 nucleotides long. RefSeq names its product SH3 domain-binding glutamic acid-rich protein. The transcript is spliced from 2 exons. Gene Ontology annotation, cellular component: cytoplasm. The annotation marks the transcript as partial. The record is from RefSeq and is a predicted model, not a curated record. Lineage: Eukaryota; Metazoa; Chordata; Aves; Pterocliformes; Pteroclidae.